Messenger RNA from Tarenaya hassleriana, 1565 nucleotides. Its product is annotated as flavonoid 3',5'-hydroxylase-like. The transcript has 2 exons. The record is from RefSeq and is a predicted model, not a curated record. Gene Ontology annotation, molecular function: iron ion binding; monooxygenase activity; oxidoreductase activity, acting on paired donors, with incorporation or reduction of molecular oxygen. NCBI's taxonomy places the organism in Eukaryota, Viridiplantae, Streptophyta, Magnoliopsida, Brassicales, Cleomaceae. The annotation marks the transcript as partial.
UUCAUAUGGAUCUUCACCAAAUCCAAAACACCGGGAACUUCGCCGCAAUUACCGCCUGGACCGCGGGGGUUUCCGGUGGUCGGAAGCCUCCCGUUCCUCGACACCGAACUCCACACCCACUUCCAGGCCCUGUCCCAAUCUUACGGUCCGAUUUUCAAACUCCGUCUCGGCUCGAAACUCGCCGUCGUCGUCAGUUCCCCGACAUUGGUCCGGGAGAUGUUCAAAGACCAAGACAUCACCUUCGCCAACCACGACGUCCCCCUCACGGCACGAGCCGCCACGUACGGCGGAAUCGACAUCCUCUGGAUGCCGUACGGUCCUGAGUGGCGCACUCUUAGAAAGGUAUGUGUACUCAAGCUUCUCAGCCGUCAAACGCUAGAUUCGUUCUAUGAACUCCGGCGACAUGAAAUCCGACAGAGGGCGAGGUAUCUCUACGAACAGGCUCGAGAAGGGUCGCCGGUAAACAUCGGAGAUCAGAUGUUCUUGACGCUGUUGGAUCUAAUGGUGAACAUGUUGUGGGGGGAGACGCUGAAAAGGGUUGAUGAAAUGGCGAAUCUUGGAGAAGAGUUCAAACAGGUGAUUGCAGAGAUUGUGAGAUUACUGGGCGAGCCGAACGUGUCGGAUUUCUUUCCAUGGCUGGCAAGAUUCGAUCUUCAAGGGCAUGUGAAAGAGAUGAAAUUAUCAGCUCGGAAGCUUGAUGAGAUGUUCAACCGAGCUAUAGAACAAUGUCAGAGAGUUCGAGACGAUGGUAAUGGAGAUUGCAAGGAUUUUCUGCAGCAUCUGUUGAAGCUGAAGGAAGAAGGUGAUACCGAAGUUCCCAUAACCACGGACCACAUCAAAGCCAUGCUCAUGGAUUUGGUGACGGCGGGAACGGACACGUCGUCGAACGUGGUAGAGUUUGCAAUGGCGGAGCUUAUAAACAGACCAGAGAUUAUGAAAAGAGCACAGCAAGAACUGGAUGAAGUAAUAGGCAAAGACAACAUCGUGGAAGAAUCUCACAUCAGUAAGCUCCCAUACUUGCUCGCUGUCAUGAAAGAAACCCUAAGGCUUCACCCUACAAUACCUCUGUUAGUUCCUCACUCCCCAACUGAAACCGCCAUUGUCGGAGGAUACGUCAUCCCCAAAGGCUCUAAGGUUUUCGUCAAUGCAUGGGCCAUUCACAGAGAUCCGAACAUUUGGGAAAACCCACUAGAGUUUUACCCCGAAAGAUUCCUCGAUGAGUCGUUUGAUUUCAGCGGGAACGAUCAUAGUUUCAUACCGUUUGGAUCCGGCCGUAGAAUAUGUGUCGGAAUAUCAUUGGCGGAGAAGAUGGUAAUGUACAGUCUUGCAAUGCUUUUGCACUCAUUCGACUGGAAGAUUCCAGAAGGAACGAGAUUUGAUAUCGAAGAACAGUUCGGGAUUGUGUUGAAGUUGAAGAAUCCUCUUAUUGCAAUCCCCAUGCCGAGGUUGUCCGACUCAAAUCUUUAUAUGUAAAAUACAUAUGAUUGUUAUAUUCUUAAAAAGUUAUUAAAAGGUUUAAUAUAAUUCCCGAAUUGGAAAAUAUAUUGGGAAAAUCCAUUUUGUUU